Molecule: messenger RNA, 2616 nt
Organism: Bombina bombina (fire-bellied toad)
Lineage: Eukaryota; Metazoa; Chordata; Amphibia; Anura; Bombinatoridae
Product: SREBP regulating gene protein-like
Exons: 4
Biological process (GO): positive regulation of SREBP signaling pathway
Source: RefSeq, a predicted model, not a curated record
GAAGAAAGGACUGUGAGAGACAGAACUCUUCUUCAGACUCGGGAUCAAGAGCAAAAUAUUCAAUGGAAGAUUCAGUUUAACCUGGGGAACAGCAGUAGAGUCCGUAACCAGUGUAGGAAUUCAGUGCAGGGGAAACUGCUUAUCACAGAUGAUCUAGGUUAUGUCUGUGAAAGGAAAGAGCUUCUAGCAAAUGGUUGUUGCAAUAUCAAUGUUGCCAGCACAAGGCUACACAGCUGUGAUAGCUGCCUUCCCUAUGGUUGCUGUAGUGUAUACGAGUAUUGUGUUUCAUGCUGCCUCCAGCCUAAUAAGAAACUUUUAUUGGAGCGUUUUCUAAAUCGAGCAGCCAGAGCUUUUGAAAACUUAUUCCAGGCAGUAGAAGACCAUUUUGAAUUAUGUUUAGCCAAAUGCAGGACAUCCUCUCAGAGUGUACAACAUGAGAACACCUACCGAAAUCCCAUUGCCAAGUAUUGCUAUGGGGAAAACCCACCUGAACUACUUCCUAUUUGAUUACUUCUGGUUGAGUCAGACUAAAUUCAUAUGCUGUUAAUUCCCAGCUGGCUAUCACAUUCAGGACUUCUUGUAAAGGAAUGGAAGAGGAUGAACCAAGGCUUAAACCCACAACAACAAUAAAUUUACACUACUUUAUGUAAACAAGAAUGGGAUUUGUAGACCCGUGUAGGUCAUUGUAUAUGAAGUUAGCUGCCAAAAUUAUGCUGUUUGUUUUGAAUUUUUACAUGAUCUAUACAGAAUGUUUAUUACAUAGCAAAUGAGCACAGUAUUAGCAGAAAAACCUUUUAGCUGAACUACAGUUGUGUUUAGUGGACUUCCCUAAUUAUUGAAGAAAAUUAUAUAUAUAUUUAGUGUUGCUGAAAAAUGUAUACGAUUGUUCAGUCUUGUAAAAUUUUGAAUGCAUCCAACUUUUUUUUUUUUCUUUUAAUGCAAGUAUUUAUUUUAUUAUUGAAAAUCAUUAUUUUCUAUUAAUAUUUAUUAAAUGUAAUACAAUUCUUAUUGGGUUAAAAUCCCACAAUAUUGCACUUUCUUUUUUGUUCUGUUUAGGCAGCAACUGUGAAACAGGAUCGGAAUCUUGUAUUUUUUUUAAUUUUUUAUUAUUAUUCAUAGUAAAAUAUACAUUAGUGAACACAAUACAUUGUUAUAGGUGCUAAUGUUAUAGUUGUCACAAUUCGGACCGUAAUCCAUUCAUUUCAACAAGACACUAAGGGGCAGAUUUAAGAAAAUGCGAGCGGACAUGAUACGAUGUAGCGUAUCAUGUCUGCCGCACAUCGAAAAAUGCUGACAGUAUACGCUGUUGGCAUUUAUCAUUGCACAAGCAGUUCUUUUGAACUGCUUGUGCAAUGCUGCCCCUGCAGAUUUGCGGCCGAUUAGCGGGGGCUGUCAAUCAGCCCGAUCAUAUAGGUUCGGGCAGAUUGAUGUCUGCAGCCUCAGAGCAGGCGAACCAAACAGUGUGAUAAAUCAAUUAUGUUUUAAUCACAGUAUAACUUUAAAGGGACAGUAUACUAUAAAAUUGUUUUUCCCUUAAUGUGUUACCAAUAACUUUUUUUUACCAGCUGCAGAGUAUAAAAUGUAUGAGAUUUGCUUCUAAAGCUUAUUCGUGUAUAUGAAUUAGCUGGUUUUGUGCUUUAAAGCCACAACCUAAUAAAAUGGGUUGAGCUUGUAGGUAUAAUUAGAUCUCAUUACAUUAUCACAUUGUGUACAUAUACCUGCUUGUUUAUCUUAUAUCUGUCCAUAAACCAAUCACCAAUACUUGGAUAGAUCAAUGGAAAAUUAACAUUUUAUUACCUUAUCUCUUCUAUAACCCACUGGGAGUGUAGUUUCUUCUACUGGCUGUCUUAACGCAGCUUAGCCUUGGGGCCAAAAACUUUCAGGAUGGGUGGGUAUACCACAGGCUAAAUAAACUAUUUCAAAUGCCAAUAUAAGGGUAAUGGAAAUGCUUGUAAACAAUUUAAUACACUCCAGCAGGUAAAGUGGAUCAUUGGGAACACAUUAAAGGGGAGAACAUUUUUGAGUAAACUGUCCCUUUAAUCUCUGAACCUGAGCUCUUUUAGACAAUAAUCAUUUGACGUGAGUGCCAGAAUACAAGUGCUUUUGUAAACACUUUGAAUGGAUUACAGGUUAUCUACAUGUAACAUAUAGACUUAGGGGAAAUAUAUCUGGAUCAUUAGGGCAUUAAGCUGUCUGAAAUGGGGUUUUCUUACUUUUUUUUUUUUAAAGGUUAGUGUUAUCCAACCAAGUAUAAUUUUGCAGAUAGUAUAAUUUUAUAUUUUCAAAUGUUUCAGAUAUAAAUGCAUGAAAGGAUUUAUUUUACAAUGUUUGGAUUAUUAUGUUAUUCUUUGUAUUUUAUGCUCUGUAGCUAUACUUAUAAAUAAACUGUGAAAAACGUUUAUGCUAGCUUUUUCUAUAUGAGUUUGUUUGGUAAUAUCUGAUUAAUCAAUUAAUUAUUCAGGUGUUAAAUUUAACAUAAAGUAACCAAGAGUUAGAUUUAUAGACCAGAAAUUUUGUAUGUUUAUCUGAUUAGUAAUUAUUUUUCAAUCUAAAUAGCCACAUUGUAUAUUAAAAAAAAGUUUUCCAAAGAAAUACAAACCAGUUGUUUUGAAAAUU